UGAAUGCUGCGCUGUGAUUGGAUGGUGGCUGCUUGUCAGGAAGAAAGCUGCUGUAUUGAGGCCGAAAACUCAGACACAACCAGGACCUGGACGCCACUGGAAUAUUUCAAGGGAAUGGAUUUAAAGUCUACUGGACACUCGGAAGGUAUUUUUCAGUAGCUGAGCUUCAGAGGAGCACCGUUUAAGUCUCCGUGCUGCCGCUGUCUUGUGCCAUCGUGGCGGUUUCUCCCUCCGACUGUGUCUCUGGCUGCUGGUCACAGUAAUCCAGAGCCGACGCUGUUUUAAUGAGACUGAGGCUGCUGUGUGGCGACGCAGCCACAAACCUGACAGAGAUUUAAGUCUUCAUCCUGCCGGGAGGAAACCUGAAGGCUCAGCUGUUGUUGCUGCUCUCCGGGGCUAACAGCUGAAGCUGCUGGACAUCCCGAUAAAGCUCCAACUACAUGGAAGAAGUGAACGGCGAGGCACCGUGUCGUUUUGCGCCAGAAGUGUUAUGAUCGACCUCCAGACAGCCGUCUCCCUCUGAGCCAGCACCGAGCUUCACUGCUCCGGUUCAUACACUGACUGGUCCUGGAAGCAGCAGUUUGAAGCCUCUCUGCAUCAGUGCCAUGAAUCAGCCUGGAUAACAGCUGCUACCCACAUAGAGGUCACUUUACCUCAUUUUCCAUUAGCCUUGUUCCAGAGGAUGCUGGGAAUGUGUCGUGGGCGCAGGAAGUUCCUGGCGGCCUCCCUAGUCCUACUCUUCAUUCCAGCACUCACCUGGCUUUACCUGUCAGUCGGUAGCUUUCAAGUGAAGCCCCUUCCCCUGUCUCCUUUGGAAGCCCAGUCAUCCACGCUGGUGGGUGGAGCCGGUGAGCGGCAGGCCUUAGAGCUGAGAGUCCGUGCGGUGGAGGAAGAGAACAGGGCACUACGCCGGGAGCUCAGUCGGCCACCUAGGAGCCCGUCUGCACGCCUUCCAAAUAGCAGUAACCAUGGCAACCAAAGCCGAACCCAUUCAGAGGAAGGCACUGGCGACAAUGAGGGCCAGAAAGCUGCAGCAGUGGGAAACAGCUCAGACUGUGUGCAGCAGCCAGUGGUGGAUAAGUGUGAGACCAUCCAUGUGGCCAUUGUAUGUGCAGGUUACAACGCAAGUCGAGAUGUGGUGACACUGGUCAAGUCUGUCCUCUUUCACAGGCGGAACCCCCUUCAUUUCCAUUUUAUCACAGACUCCAUUGCUCAGCAGAUCCUGUCCUCUCUGUUCCACACCUGGAUGGUUCCUGCCGUCAAGGUGGAUUUCUACGACGCAGAUGAACUAAAAUCCGAAGUGUCAUGGAUCCCCAACAAACAUUACUCUGGGAUUUACGGGCUGAUGAAGCUGGUGCUCACCAAGACACUACCAUCAGAUCUACAAAGAGUCAUUGUACUGGACACAGACAUCACCUUUGCUACGGACAUCGCUGAACUCUGGGCCGUGUUCCAUAAAUUCAAAGGUCAGCAGGUUCUGGGUCUGGUGGAGAACCAGAGCGACUGGUACCUCGGGAACCUGUGGAAGAAUCAUCGACCCUGGCCUGCUCUGGGCAGAGGCUUCAACACUGGGGUUAUUUUGCUUCUCUUGGAUCGACUACGGAAGCUCAGAUGGGAGCAGAUGUGGAGGUUGACGGCAGAAAGGGAACUAAUGAGCAUGCUGUCCACCUCUCUGGCAGACCAGGAUAUCUUCAACGCUGUGAUCAAACAGAACCCAUUCCUGGUUCACCAGCUGCCCUGCUUCUGGAAUGUCCAGCUGUCGGACCACACCCGCUCAGAGAAAUGCUACAAAGAUGUGUCAGACCUGAAGGUGAUCCACUGGAACUCUCCUAAGAAGCUGCGAGUAAAGAACAAGCAUGUGGAGUUUUUCCGCAACCUUUAUCUUACCUUUCUGGAGUACGAUGGUAACCUGCUGCGUAGGGAGCUGUUUGGCUGUCCCAGCGAGGCCGACCACAACAGUGAAAAUCUCCAGAAGACUCUGUCAGAGCUGGAUGAAGAUGAUCCUUGUUACGAGUUUCGUAGAGAGCGAUUCACUGUCCAUAGAACACACCUCUACUUCCUCCACUAUGAGUAUGAACCCAGCUCUGACAACACUGAUGUCACUCUUGUCGCCCAGCUCUCGAUGGACAGGCUGCAGAUGUUGGAGGCCAUCUGUAAGCACUGGGAAGGUCCCAUCAGCCUGGCCCUGUACCUGUCAGAUGCUGAAGCCCAGCAGUUCCUGCGCUACGCUCAGGGUUCCGAAGUGCUGAUGAGUCGUGGAAAUGUAGGUUACCACAUUGUCUACAAAGAGGGACAGUUCUACCCAGUCAACCUGCUGCGAAACGUGGCCAUGCGGCAGGUCAACACACCCUACAUGUUCUUAUCAGACAUUGACUUCCUUCCCAUGUACGGCCUCUACGAAUACCUCAGGAAGUCAGUAGUGCAACUGGACAUGGCCAACAACAAGAAAGCUCUGGUGGUUCCUGCCUUUGAGACACUGCGAUAUCGCCUAUCAUACCCAAAGUCUAAAGCUGAGCUACUGUCUCAGCUGGACAUGGGCACCCUCUUCACCUUCAGGUACCAUGUGUGGACUAAAGGCCACGCACCAACAAACUUUGCCAAAUGGCGGACAGCUACCACACCUUACAGGGUGCAAUGGGAGGCCGACUUUGAGCCCUACGUCAUGGUGAGGAGGGACAGUCCUGAGUAUGACCGCCGCUUUGUGGGCUUUGGCUGGAACAAAGUGGCUCACAUUAUGGAGCUGGAUGCACAGGAGUACGAAUUUGUGGUUCUACCCAAUGCUUACAUGAUCCACAUGCCUCACGCGCCCAGCUUUGAUAUCACUAAGUUCCGUUCCAACAAGCAAUACAGAGUCUGUCUCAAGACCCUGAAGGAGGAGUUCCAACAAAACAUGUCACGGCGCUACGGCUUUGCCGCCCUGAAGUACAUGACAGCUGAGAACAACAGCUAGCCACCACUGCAGACCCUCACAACCCAGGCCAUGAACUACUGACACACUCCAUGGGGUGGGGAAGGGCAAGGCACAAGAAACAGACAGCCCAUGUGGGGUCAGUGGGAUACUUUGAGACUUGAGUCCCUCAGACUUUGUUAGAACAUUUGACCCUCAGUGUGGGACUGCAAGGGUCUUUAUGUCCAUACUUUGUCCUGCUGUGCUUAGAAGAGAUAAUCCAGGAGGAGGUGUACUUCUGCCGGGAUGUUAAAGCUGUGAAGGGCAACAUGAGUGACUGCUGGGCCUGGGCCCCAGCUGUGUGAGCACGGAGUCCCAUCUGUGGACUCUAACAGAAAGCAGGCAAAGGGAAGCAGACAUCCGAUGCCAUAUUUGUAAGACCAGUGACAGUUGUGGGCUUUGUGUAACAUUAUGUAUGUAUGUAUGUGGGUGUAUGUGUAGGGAAAUGAAAAAUGUGACUGUGUGUGUGUGUGUGUGUGUGUGUGUGUGUGUGUGUGUGUGUGUGUGUGUGUGUGUGUGUGUGUGUGUGUGUGUGUGUGUGUGUGUGUGUGUGUGUGUGUGUGUGUGUGUGUGUGUGUGUGUGUGUGUUCCUCCAGAAUGGCGCUUAGCAAAAAGCUUUUGGAGAACUGAAGAUGGGAAGCAAUGUCUGCACGCUGCAAAGAGGAAAGCCUUCCAAGUGCCAUGAAGUAACAAAAAGCUGCCGGUUUGACUGACAGCACACCCCGACUCAAAUGCAAAUUGUCAGCAGGCGGUGAGAUAAGACAAAGCGGUAUAUGUGUCCACAAAGAUUUUGAAAAUCUCAUUCUGACGAGUGACACAUACCCAAGAUAUGGAGGCGAGCAGCCCAGCCAGCCGACCAUCUGCUGCUGCUUAAUUUGUUUCAUAGCUGAUACAGAUCAGAAUAAAUCCUCCUCCUCAUAUGACAAGGGACGUUAAGUGCAAGGAUGGCUGGAGGUCAUCCACUCGGUUGAUAUUCAGGGUAUCUCUACAUCAGCCUGAGCGUGCUGCUAGAGAGCGUUCCACUGUUUUGUUAGGACUAAGAAUCUAACAGCAAUGGUGUGCUGUAUUUUUCUGUGUAUUUCAAAUGUGACUCCAGUGCAGCCUGCACAAACACAUGCUGCACCGAGCAGCAUCAAGGCCAAGCACCGAUCACUGAGCUCUCCGUUUACCCUUCUUUCCAACAAUCAGUAUUAUUUUUGGUGUGUUUACAGUCCUGAUAUGUGCAGCGGUCUCCUCAGUGCACCAUCAAGAGGAUGUAGGAGGAUAGGAAGGACAGUUUAAACUCUCAAACUCUGUGAAAAUCCAACAGUUACAGCUUCUUGCUCUCAUGCUCUUUCUGUUUUUUGUCAUGGUGGCCUCUAGUUCACAGCAUUAUAGCUGCCGUAUCAGUCAAUAACACACUGGCAGUGUGUGUUCUUGUGUUGCUGGCACUUAGACGAGUCAUGGUGAUGCUGAUAUUGGUGUGUUAUGGAUAUUCUGUCUCCUCUAUUCAGCGACUGCUGCAAACAAAUCUUGUGUUAUCUCGAAAGACUGUAGACACCAUGAGCAGACUGACAGUCACAAAAAUAUUUUAAUAUUAGGUAAGACCAAAAACAUCCUUGUUUGCAGUAAGGGGUGUCCUGUCAACUUUUUGGGCAUCUGAAUUUUUUAAUUGCAAUUCUAUGAGUGACCACUGGGACAAACUGAUCAUUGUCAGUGAUAAUAAUGCGUUUAAGCCCAGGUCCCCCCACCACCCCGCACUUGGCUGUGCAGCACUUUUAACGUAGUGGCCGAGCUGCAUUACUGCUUCUUCUGCAUUCAUUGCUUGAGGCACACUGGCCCCAAAAGCAUUUUUUUCCACACACAUCCUCAAAAUGACUUAUCAAAUUUUGAUGCAGUCAGUCCAACAAUAUUUCCAGUGUGUAGAACUGACGUAUGACAGGAAUUGAGUUGGCUCCAAUGACAGGUGCAUGCUCUAGACAGAUUCAACUGAGCGGUAACAGAUGAGCAUGCUCCAUGACCUCGGAAUUCCAGAAGCAUGUGGUACAUCUGGGUACCUCCUGGAAUAAGCUUUAAAAAUGUUAACAUACACACCAGUGAGAAACUUUCAUUUAAAUAAUGGAGGGCCCAUCUUGGAGUCCAUUCAUCCAUCCAUUCCUCAGUUUUCUUCCACUUUCAGUAUCAGCUGAAAGUAGAGCAUUCCAAACAUCUCUCUCUCCACCAGAGAUUCCCAGUUCUCUCCCACUACAUAUUUGAGUUUAUUAGGUCUGUUCAGCCAUCUCAUCCUUAUCGUAGAUUUCAAAUCCAGCUUAGUACAUGCUUAGCCAUAUUGCCUGCUAUUCUCAGUGGAUAAUGUGUGAUGUGACUACAAAACAAGAGGAUCUUGACCUCACCUUUGGACUGUAUUUUUCAAUUUUUGUUUUACCACCAAGAAUGUCCACAUUUUUAUGUGCAAUGUUAAGCCAAAACAAAUUAGAAGUCCUAAAAACUUACUAAAUAUCAACAAAUUUAUCUCCUCCAUAACAACUGGCCCAGGCCUACCCAACUGGCUCCAGGGGAUCAGGUGGUCCUUGGUAAACAGAGCUCAGAUAAAGAUGUCAGUCUGAAUCAAACUAGCUUUCAGUCCAUAUAUUGUGAAACUAGAGGCCGCUAUCUUGUGCUCUCUCUCUCUCUCUCUCUCCAUAUAAAUAUAUAUAUAUAUAUAUAAAUAUAUAUAUAUAAAUAUAUAUAUAUAUAUAUAUAUAUAUAUAUAUAUAUAUAUAUAUAUAUAUAUAUAUAUGCGCUGAUCAGGUCUAACAUUAUGAUCCACCUGCCUACUAUUGUGUUACUAGUGUUGUGUUUUCCCCACUUCACGUUAAUGUUUUAUGUCAUCAAACAUCAAAGCUACCUAGCCCUGGGUGAGAAAAUAGUUGCCUCCUAAACUUAAUAACUGGUUGGGUCACUCUCAGCAGCAACAACUGAAAUCAAGUGUUUUCUAGAAUGCCAAUGAGUCUUUCACAUCUCUAUGGAGAUAUUUUGGCCCACUGGUUUUGGAGCAUGAGCAGUUUUUUAAAGCCACGCCAGCAUUUCAUUUGGAUUCAAGUCCAGACUUUGACUAGGCCACUCCAAAGACUUUGUUUUGUUUUUUAAAACCAUUCAGAAUUCAACUUGCUGAUGUGUUUUGUAUUGUUGUUCUGCUGCAGAACCCAAGUGUGUUUCAGGUUGAGGUCACAAACUUAUGGCUGAACUUUCUCCUUCAGGAUUUUCUGGUAGAGAGCAGAAUUCAUGGUUCCAUCAAUCACAGCAAGUUGUCCAGGUCCUGAAGCAGCAAAGCAGCUCCAGACCAUCUCACUACCACCACCAUGUUUGACUGCUGGCAUGAUGUUCUCUUUCUGAAGUUCCUUUUACACCAGAUGUAACGAGACACACACCUUCCAAGAAGUUCAACUAUGGUCUUGUCAGUCCAUAGAACAUUCUCCCAAAACUCUUGGGGAUCAUUCAGAUGUUUGUUUGCAGAAGUAUGACAAGCCUUUAUGUUCGUUUUGGUUAGCAGUUGUUUCCCCUUGGAGCUCUGCCAUAGGUGCCAUUUUUGUCCAGUCUCUUCCUUAUUGUUGAGUCUUGAACACUGACCUUAAAUGAGGCAAGGGAGGCCUGCAGUUCUUCAGAUGUUGUACUGGGUUCAUUUGUGACCUCCUGGAUGUGUUGUCGCUGUACUCUUGGGGUAAUUUUGGUUAACCGGCCGCUGCUAGGAAGGUUCACCACCGUUCCAUGUUUUCUCCAUUUUUAGACAAUGGAGUCCUAAAGCUUUAGAAAUGGCUUCAUUACCCUUUCCAGAUGGAUAAAUGUCAAUGACUUUAUUUCUCAUCAUUUCUUUGGAUCACAGCAUUUUGCUACAGCUUUUUGAGAUCGUUUGGCCAACUUCAUAUUGUCAGACAGGUUCUAUUUAAGUGAUUUCUUGAUUGAACAGGUCUGGAGGUAAUCAGGUGUGAAUGCGGUCAGUGAAAGUGAACUCGCUUUUCAAAAAAAUGUGAUUAGCCACAGUUAAUUCAUGAUUUAACAAGCGGGGGGCAAUUACUUUUUCAGACAGGGCCAGGUAGGUUUGGAUAGCUUUUAUCACUUUAAACAUUAAUCAUCAUUUAAAAACUGCAUCUGUAUUUACUUUGGUCAUCUUUGUGUAUGUAUAUAUGUGUGUGUGUAUAUAUGUAUAUAUAUAUAUAUAUAUAUAUAUAUAUAUAUACAUACAUACAUAUACAUAUAGUCACAUUGUAUCGGGCUGGGCGAUAUACCUGAAUAAUGUACCAUGAGAAAGUGUUUCAUAUCAUGUUUCAUGUAUUGUAAUUUAACCACCUCACUUACCUUCUCAGCUACUUUGCAUGUAAGCUUUUUAUUUAUCAAACCACACAACACAGAAUUUUAAUGUUAACAAUGAAAAAUGCCCACAAAUAAAUAUAUUAACACAUGAACAAUAAAUGAGAGGGAUAGAGAUUAAGGAAUCAUCUAUCCUUGAUACAAAAUAAGAAAUACAGCAAGUAAUUCCAUCUCAAACUUUGUCAUGUAAGCUACUAUCUGCGUAAACUGACCAGACAUCAUUAUUAAUCAUUAAACUAAAGUUCAGAGCAACCAGGACAAAGCUGCCCUGGAACAGCUGUCAGUCGACAGAAACCUUGAUUUGAUCCUAAUGCAAACUCUAAGGUCAUGUCCGUCCAUCUCAAGGCACCAAGAAUGGAGCCAUGGGGUGAGCAGCACAGGACAUAGAGGCUCCAUUAUCAAAGGAUAUGAUGGGCUGUUAAUAAGCCAGCAAGGGAGCAGCUUGUGGUUUGUUCAUGCAGUCAAAUCUUGUUACUGAUGAAAUGUCUUUUGCUGAUACAUAUUGGUAUCAUCGCCCAGACCUAAUACACUCUUUUUCUUUUUCUGUCUCUCUCUCUCUCUUUCAUACACACACACACACACACACACACACACACACACACACACACAUUCUCUCUCUCUGUGUCAUGACAGCAGCCUCUCAACCUGUACAGGGAAGCAGCAGAAGGGUUCGGUGCAUGAGUGGGUUGAGAAGUGUGACUGAAUAAGCUGUGUCUGAUUGUUGUGUGAUGUACUGUGUGUGGACAUGUGAAAAUUUGAAGUUUGAAUCUUUUCUGAAUGUAUGUGUGUGGCUUUGUAGGGCUGAAAAGGACUGCAGUGUGUAAGCAGGACAGUGACUGAUGCUGCUACCUGAAUAAAAGCAACGAGUCAAGUA
This is a messenger RNA of Acanthochromis polyacanthus (spiny chromis), 8147 nucleotides long. It is a transcript of the gene large1, whose product is annotated as LARGE xylosyl- and glucuronyltransferase 1. Lineage: Eukaryota; Metazoa; Chordata; Actinopteri; Pomacentridae. Gene Ontology annotation, biological process: protein O-linked glycosylation via mannose. Gene Ontology annotation, molecular function: glucuronosyltransferase activity; xylosyltransferase activity. The transcript is spliced from 15 exons. The record is from RefSeq and is a predicted model, not a curated record. The coding region runs from base 683 to 2950 and encodes 755 amino acids.